ACACCCAGCUAUGAGUGAGAGCUCUCCGAUUCCCGAAACCCGCGUGCUAGCGGUCGCCAGUCAUGUCGUUUCCGGAUAUGUUGGCAAUAAGAUCGCCGUGUUUAGCAUGCAGUCGCUGGGCUGUGAUGUGGCGGCGCUGAACACCGUGCAAUUCAGUAACCAUACCGGGUACAGGCAAUGGACGGGCUCGCGAGUCUCUGCGCAAGAGAUCACCGACUUGUAUCAGGGCCUCAAGCAGUCCUACCUUGACGACUUUGACAUGAUGCUCUCUGGUUACGUCCCCGGGGCGGCAGCGCUCGAAGCGGUUGGGCGGAUAGCAGAGGAGCUGAAGAACAAGGCCAAGUCCAAACCGGGGAGCUUCUUCUGGGUACUGGACCCGGUGAUGGGUGACAAUGGCACCCUCUAUGUGGCGCAAGACGUCGUGCCCGUGUACAGGAGCCUGGUACACCACGCAGAUCUAGUCCUACCCAACCAGUUCGAGGCCGAGCUCCUUUCGGAGGUGGAGAUAACAGACAUGGCCUCGAUCGGGCGCGCCAUCCGGGUCAUGCAUGAGCGCUACGGCAUCCCGCACAUCGUAAUCACCUCGGUCUCGCUCCCGCACCCGGACCACCCCGUCUCGUCGCUGUCGGUCGUCGGUUCGACUAUGACCUCUGACCGCAGGCCGCGCCCUUUCAAGAUUGUCUUCCCCGCCAUCGACUGCUAUUUCAGCGGGACGGGCGACAUGUUUGCCGCGCUGAUGGUCGUGCGGAUGCGCGAGGCCGUGCACAAUGGCGGGACGGGGAGCGGGUUGAUGCAGAGGCAGUCCUGGCUGAGCGACGACAGCGUGGAUGCCCUCGACCUCCCCCUUGCCCGGGCCGCCGAGAAGGUGCUUGCGAGCAUGCACGAGGUGCUGACCAAAACUGCGGAGAGGAUGGAGCAGACGAUGGAGAAGGCCAGAGCCGAUAUGGCGGCGGACGUGGACGGGGUGGGCAUUGCCGGAGCAGAGGAAGCGCACAAGAAGAAGCUGCAUCUGCUCAGGAGCAAGGCGGCCGAGCUGAGGCUGGUUAGGCACCUUGAUAGUUUGCGGUUUCCGAAAGUCGAGUUUCGCGCGACGAGGCUGUGAGGGCACGAGGCAUCUGGCUCGAGUUUUUGCAUAUGCAUCUUGGCUUGUGGGCAUCAUAGAAGAGCGAUAGACCGUGGCUUACAUCAUGUAAAUGUCAAGAUCUGUUUGAUCUGUAUCGUUUCAUCCAUCUCCUCGAACUCGUACCGAG
This is a messenger RNA of Canariomyces notabilis, 1250 nucleotides long. RefSeq names its product Ribokinase-like protein. The transcript has 5 exons. Lineage: Eukaryota; Fungi; Ascomycota; Sordariomycetes; Sordariales; Chaetomiaceae. Gene Ontology annotation, molecular function: pyridoxal kinase activity. Gene Ontology annotation, cellular component: cytosol. Gene Ontology annotation, biological process: pyridoxal 5'-phosphate salvage. Bases 11 to 1102 code for a protein of 363 amino acids. The record is from RefSeq and is a predicted model, not a curated record.